Molecule: messenger RNA, 1092 nt
Organism: Drosophila gunungcola (fruit fly)
Lineage: Eukaryota; Metazoa; Arthropoda; Insecta; Diptera; Drosophilidae
Product: borealin
Exons: 2
Coding region: 267-923 (218 amino acids)
Biological process (GO): mitotic sister chromatid segregation
Cellular component (GO): chromosome passenger complex; spindle midzone; chromosome, centromeric region
Source: RefSeq, a predicted model, not a curated record
UAGCCGUAGAAUUUAAAAUCUGCUGUGAUGGCCCGAUCAUAACCAGUAAUACACCAGUCUUAAAGUAAUGCUUAUUCAGUUUGUAACACAAAAUUUGAUAUUAGACAUUUUAUAUGUUGAAGGUGCGAUCGUCACGACUUUUUUACAUCGUUAAGAGGUGUUUUUGUUUGAGAAAUACUAGUUAGUUCUGUUUCUAUCAAAGAGCCCUGCGACUUUGCUUUAACUUGACUUAAUGUUAGUUGACAGGCUAACUAACAUUUAGAAAUAUGCCUCGCACCAAGAUAGUAGCACGUAGGCAGGCUCAGCGACAGAAGGCUGAUCGCGAUGAGAAGUUGCGUCUGGCCCAAAUUAAGAUGGACUCCGCACUGAACCAGAUCGAUGAGCUGGGCAAACGCUGCAAGCAGGAGGUGGACAACCAAAUCAAGCUGAUCCGCGGAAGGACUGACAAGCAGCUGCUGCAGAUGAAGUUGUCAGACUUCGCGGCUCUAAAGAUUAAGAAUUUCGCUGAGCAUCAGUGGGCUGUUCCCAAGCCACCAACAACUCGCAGUCAUUCCACCAGCCACCAGCGCGGUCGGAAUCGGACUCCCCAGCAUCCGCAGUUACCGCGGCCCCAGGCUCAAUCGGUGGAUAGGGCACUUCGAGGCGACACCAUGAGCUUUGUGCGAUGGCCCAGGGUCGGGGAGCAGGUGCUCUCGAAGGCCGGAAGUCCGCUGGCCGUUCAGAUGCCACCAGAUCGCUGCGUUGAUGUGCACAUUCCCACCAAGAAGGGCGUGAUCACCGUAAGGCCGCACAAGAUCAACGAAGUGAAGCGGGACGUUCUAAUGCAGCUGGACGAGAACACCCUCAACCAGGUGAAAGUGCUUAAGUCCAAUCUGGGAUUGAUCGUGGAUAUGGCCGCCAAAAUGGGAAGAUUAAACCCCUAAGAACGAACCAAAAGACCUUCAUGAUUAUUACGCUUAUUUCGUUAAUAUUUUAUUUAGUCUUUUUCAUUUUCUCAUUUUCAAUGUUUUUGUUCAGUUGUUAAACAUUAAGUGAACGUGUCUGUUGUUCUUGUUGCUGUUUGCUUGCUUUUUGUUGUAUAAUUAAUUAAUA